Molecule: messenger RNA, 1323 nt
Organism: Macadamia integrifolia
Lineage: Eukaryota; Viridiplantae; Streptophyta; Magnoliopsida; Proteales; Proteaceae
Product: MATH domain and coiled-coil domain-containing protein At2g42465-like
Exons: 6
Coding region: 187-1212 (341 amino acids)
Molecular function (GO): protein binding
Source: RefSeq, a predicted model, not a curated record
GUCUUCAAUUUUAAGAAACUCAUCUUCCGAAUCUUGGAACCCAAUUUCUACCACCCAAUUUAAGAACUACCCAAACCCUCUUUCGCAUUUAAAAACCCUUCCCUCAAAGAUCAAACUUUGAUUUUCUUCUUCUUCUCUUAAGUAGCAGUGAAGUAGCAGAGCAUCUUCUAGUAAGGAAGAAAAAAUAUGGCAAAGUGUUUUGGAGGUCUCGGAAGCAAACCCAGGAAGAAAUGUUCAUCUUCUUCCUCAUUCCGACCUCUUCUCUGCAACUGCAAUCUUGACGGCUCUGUGUUCUCACCACUUAAAGGACCAGCAAGAUCAAUUAGAGAUGCCCCACCUGCACACUAUGUCUUGAAGAUUCUUUCAUUUUCAGCACUUACAAAGGAAUAUAAUUCAUCGGUCUUUGAAGCCGGAGGCUACAAAUGGAAGUUGUGCAUCUAUCCAAAAGGGAACAAACAUGAAAAGGGGGAAAAUCAUAUUUCCAUUUACUUGGUCAUGGCAGAUUCCAAUUCAUUAGCUCUUGGUUGGGAGGUUAAGGCCAGCUUCCGGUUCUCUUUGUUUAACCAAAUCCAUUGCAAUUACUUGACAGCUAAAGUUCAUGGGAGACAUUUCAAUGAGAUCAAGAAAGAGUGGGGUUUUGCUCGAUUCAUUUCCCUUGGCAGUUUCAGAAAAUAUUCCAAUGGAUACUUAGUCAAUGAUCAAUGUGUAUUUGGAGUAGAGGUCUUCGAUAUCAUCCACGAUAGACAUACAUGGAGAGGUGAAUGUUUAUCGCUGAAAAAGGAAUUUAUUAGGGACAGCAGAUACACUUGGAAGAUCACAAGAUUUUCACAGUUAGGGACAGAUCAAUGUUCGUCACCUGAGACAUUAAUUGUGGAGGACUACAUAUGGAGAAUCAGUAUCUUUCGAGAAGGAAAUGGCAGUGCAAAGGGCAACAAUAUAUCUUUAUACUUAAAUUUGAUUAAUCACAAAGUCCUUCCUACUGGUUGCAAACUGAAUGUCUCUUGCUACUUACGAGUUGUAGACCAAAUACAUGGGAUGCACCAAAGCCAUAGCGGUAGUGAAUGGUUUGAUGAUUCAAAGAGCUCUUGGGGUUUCAAGAGGUUCAUGCCACUUAUUGAAUUCAACAACCCAGAAAAGGGUUUUUUGGUGAAUGAUACAUGCAUUGUGGAAGCAAAAAUUGCCAUUAUUGGAAAAACUAAUGCAUUCUCAUGAACAAGCUAGUUAAGCUGUUGAGUGUAGUUUCCCACUUCCAUUUUUUAAUUUACAACUUGGGUGUUGUAUUACUGUUACCAAUUUUAAUUUUAAUUCUAACUUCUAACAAGA